AUGAAAGCGAUAAAAAAUCUUCAUUUAGACAACAUUACAAAUGACCUUCGACGCAAUCUUAGUUCAGUAAAUACUAGAGGUUUAUAUUAUUCCAUUUUGGCAAAUUUUAGAGGAGUAUGGAAUGCAUUAAGUACUUUAACUUUGGAACAAAAUGAAGCAGCAAAGUAUUUAAAUAUUUGGGGAAGAAGCGAAGAUGUUGAUUUGGCUGAUGUAACAGAUAAAGUUGCUACUUUAUUAGUAAAAAUAUCAGAAGCCGAAGGAAUUUUAGCUAAUAAACUUGCACAAUAUCGUGCACAAUUGAAAGAAAUACGUACCAGAGAAGAUAGAAUGAAGGAGCAACGUAGUAAAAAAGAAGCAUUAUGGAAUAAAAUUGAAAGAGAAGAACGUAAACCAAAAAGAUCAGAUCUCGCCGAACAAAAAUUAAGCGAAUUACAUUCUGAGUUGAGUAGAGCUGAAUCAGAAAGUCUUGAAGAGGAAACAGCUUUGGCAGACUUUAAGAGACAAAGACUGAGAGAUGCUUUAACAUUACAAUUGGAAUCAUUUUAUGAAUUUGGAGAAAAAUUAAUAAUGAUUACAGGAUUUUGCAAAGAAAUUGUUGAUCAAAUUCCUAUGGAAACUACUACACCUGGUGAACCGAGAGCUCCUUAUUAUGGAAAAGAUAAAACAACAACAUCAUUUUCAAAUUGUAUUUCAUCUCUUUCUUCAUGGACACCACCACAAGAACUUUAUCCAAUAGUUCCACAAAGAACACACGCCGUUUUUCCACCUCAAUAUGCAGAGUCAACAACAAAUCAUGAGAUUACUGUACCAAAUACUACUGCUGCUAAUGCAUCGCCAAUUUUUAAACCUCAAUAUUCAGAGUCAACAACAAAUCAUGAAGCUAAUUAUGAUGACAAACGUUUACCCAUUACUCCCCAAAAUUUAUCACAAGACUUGUCUCAACAAAAUAUGGCUACCAAACUAUUGCCUCAACAGCAAAUUUAUCAACCAACUCAAGAAUCAGCUCAGCAACAAAUACCUCAACAAGUGCCCCAACAAGUACCUCAACAAACGGCUCAACAAGUACCUCAACAAGUACCCCAACAAUUGCUUCAACAAACGGCUCAACAAUAUGAUGGGUCAAGAUUAUAUACUCCUCCUCCUUCUUCUAUGCAACAGUCACCACAUCAACAUGAUAGGUCACAAUUAUAUUCUACUCCUCCUUAUUCUAUGCAACAGUCACCACAUCAACAGCAACAACAGCAACAACCAUUAUAUCCCUCACCUUUAACUAUAUCAGAAAAUAAUGAACUUUCAUUGCCCUCAUCAUCCUUAAUCAAUAAUAACAACAACAACCUUAUUGCUAAAAAGUACUUUGAAGAUCCAAAUGAAGCUGAUCAUAGCGAUUUGGAACAACCAACAGAUGCAGAAAGUGAUAAAUUGAAUAUUGUUGAUAACCAAACCGAUGAUGAUAACUAUGAAAAAAAUUCAAGAUUUAAAGAAAUAACAAAUACCAAUAAUAUUGAUGGUACUAAUUAUAAUAAUGAUGUUAACAAUAAUGAUGUUAAUGUUGGUAGAGAAUCAACCUCGCCGUCUGUUAGUGAUUAUUCAUCGUCUGAUGAUAAUAGGGACAGUGCUGAUAAACUACAACAAACCAAUGCCACACAAUCUGUUCAAUUAGCACAACAAAUAAUUCAACAACAAACAUCGCAACAACAACAAAUAUCGCAACAACAACAAAUAUCGCAGCAACAACAAGCAUCGCAGCAACAACAAACACCAAAUCCAAUUGAAUAUUCAAAUAUUGGUGGCAUUAAUCAAUCUAAAAAUGUCAAUAUGGUUUUGGAAGCACUGAGACAAAUGAAUCCAUCAUCACCUGCAUCAUCACCUACACAACAACCAUCUGCAUUCAUAAAUGAUAAUUCAACACCAUCAUCGGCAGCAACUACUGCUGCCAAUGUUGCUCCUGCCUCUAGCAUUACUACCAAUACUGUAUCGUCAUUACCAAUAAAGGAUGAUGGUCAUUAUGGUGAUAAUGUCAAUCUUCUUCCAAUACCAGGAAGCAAUGGAUCUGCAAAACAUGUUACUUUUAGUGAUCCUUUAUUUAUUCUUUGGACAAAUACAUCAAUUAAAACAAAAAUACAAGCAGAUACAGUCUUAAUUGAAAAUCAAUUUAUUCCAAAUCAUUUUGUACCAUGUUUUCUAAAAGAUAGAAAGAUUGAAUCAAGUGAAAAAUACUUUCUUGAUACAAGUGAUGACAGUGAUCCAACAAUUAAAAACGACAGUGGUUAUGAUUUUCAUUGGUUAAAAGAAGCAUUAAUGGAAGAACCUUUCAAUUUAGGACCAGAUCCAACAUGCCCAGCUAUAGUUUUUGCAUUAGAAAAUUGGUAUAGAAACCAAAGUAUUGAAAAAAAGCUAACCAAAGAAAAUCAUGAUUUUCUAGUAAAAGCAGAAAAUGACAUAAGAACCUGGCCAGAAGUCAAAGGAUUAGAAUGGAUAAUUAAUGGAUGGAAAAAAUAUUAUGAAAAAAACGAAGAUGAAAAGGACAUAAUUGCAAUAAAAAUGACCCUACAACUAUAG
Molecule: messenger RNA, 2559 nt
Organism: Entrophospora candida
Lineage: Eukaryota; Fungi; Glomeromycota; Glomeromycetes; Entrophosporales; Entrophosporaceae
Source: the annotation of a GenBank genome assembly